AGCUAGGGCUUUUAGGGGCAUUGCACUUUGCUUGUUGAGAGGCAAUGAGGCUGUGUAUGGAUAUUGCUGUGCCACUGCUGGCUAUGGUGCACAUGACCUACAUCUGUGAAGCAGCUCUGCUGAGGAAAUCCACAGCGGCUGACUUCCUAAGACCAGUAAGAGAGAAGCGUGCUGCAGAGUGUUUCCCUGCAGGCUGCAGUAUGGAGGACAGUGAGGCUGAGGAGCUACUGGAGGCCAACUCACACUAUGUGAGUUCAGGCUGGCAGACACACUGGAGGAUAGACAAAGGACAGUUCGAAGAUGCUGUUGAAUGGCGGCACUGGGGCAGGGGUGAACUCGAGUCCUGGUAGUGAGGCUACAGUGGAGGAAGGCUCAGGGAUGUAGUCCUGGGAUGUACUGUAGCAUCAUCAGGCAAACGCCAGGAGAGCUGCAGCAGACAGACAGGAGAUGCAUGGGUCUUAUCUAUAAUGAAUGACAAAAUGCAAGGCCAAAUAUUCCACUUUAUUAAUCAUUAUCUUUUGGGAUGGGUGGAAUUAUAAAAACUUUAAAUACUGGAAAUAUAGAAUUCCAAGGUCAAGUGAAAGAUGGAUUUAUUCUAAUAUUGUUAUUCUCUCUGCUUUGUCAAACCAUUUGAUUUAUGAUUUGUGAGUCUUCCUAAGAUUUGUUUCACAGUAUUUCUUGAUUUUUAACAAAAAACGGCUAACACUUGUUAUGUUAGUUAAAGAAUCAGAUAAUUGCCUACCUUCAUAUUGGUGCUUCGUAAGAAUGGUGCUCAGUACUUCAUUGAUUUUGCAAGUUAUCUUCGUAGAAUCAUAGAUCUUAAACUGCAUAGGUACAGUUCUUUAUAAGCCAUGAAUUGUCCAAAGGAAAUAUUUCCCACUUUGACAGUUAAGAGUGGUAAAACUUGAACUAUGAGAAGUAAUUGAAGUUGAUAUACUAAAUUAUAUUAUGUGGAGCAAUGGAAAAUAUUUGUAUAAUAUUUUGAAAAUGUACUUUUUGAAGAUUUGCAAACAAAAUGCUUUUACCAUUUACAACUAAUUUUACAAUAUUUCUUUGUAAUGUGCCUAGUCCCAAGUCAAAUAUUAUAGGGAAUUAUCCCUGACCUGUAUUACCUGUAUUUAAAUAUCCAACUUACUGAUUUAGAAAUAUAUAGGCAGGCCUACUUUCGAAAUGUCUGUGUAAAUAUCUCAAUAAAUGCAUAUUUUAAUCAA
Messenger RNA from Salmo salar (Atlantic salmon), 1211 nucleotides. Lineage: Eukaryota; Metazoa; Chordata; Actinopteri; Salmoniformes; Salmonidae. The record is from RefSeq and is a predicted model, not a curated record.